Neodiprion virginianus is the source of this 617-nucleotide messenger RNA. Its product is annotated as general odorant-binding protein 19d-like. NCBI's taxonomy places the organism in Eukaryota, Metazoa, Arthropoda, Insecta, Hymenoptera, Diprionidae. The transcript is spliced from 5 exons. The record is from RefSeq and is a predicted model, not a curated record. The coding region runs from base 9 to 485 and encodes 158 amino acids. Gene Ontology annotation, molecular function: odorant binding. Gene Ontology annotation, biological process: sensory perception of smell.
GCAUAUAAAUGGAAUCAAGUCAAAACAAACUUCAGAAGAAUAAAGAAUUUUCGCAAACAAUCAUGCAGCUCUUCGUCACUUUAACCUUUGUCUUCGGCGUCGUCUGCUUUUCGGCAGUAUUCGCAGGUAAUCCGGAGCUGGAAGAACAUUUCAAAGAAACUUUGAAGAAAUGCGCCGAAGAUUCGGGCAUAGAUCUGGCUGAUUUGGAAAGCGUUAAAAAUGGGGAAGCAGCCGCUGACGAGAAAAUGAACUGUUUCGGCGCUUGCAUCCUCAAAGGCGUGAACGUGCUUGACGAGGAAGGAACCGUUCAUAAGGAAGUGGCUAUCGAUAUGAUACCAGAAGAUGCGCCACGAGACGAGGCGAUAAAAUUGAUCGAGACAUGUGCCGAGCACAAGGGUAAAGACGAUUGCGACACGGCCGGUCUAAUCUUCAAAUGCUUACUGGACAACAAGGCUGCCCAGAUGUUCAAAGUACCUGAGGAAUAAUGUCGCUGGCACGGGUGCAAUAAUUAAGGACUCGGUCACGGAAAUAACGGCUACAUGAAUUUGUAAUUAACAAUAAACCGAUAUUGCAGUAGAAAUUAUUAUGCUAAAAUAUAUAGACGUGUUAUUGAGCAA